Molecule: messenger RNA, 1422 nt
Organism: Lipotes vexillifer (Yangtze River dolphin)
Lineage: Eukaryota; Metazoa; Chordata; Mammalia; Artiodactyla; Lipotidae
Gene: HLF
Product: HLF transcription factor, PAR bZIP family member
Exons: 4
Coding region: 352-1239 (295 amino acids)
Biological process (GO): regulation of transcription by RNA polymerase II
Cellular component (GO): nucleus
Molecular function (GO): RNA polymerase II cis-regulatory region sequence-specific DNA binding; DNA-binding transcription factor activity, RNA polymerase II-specific
Source: RefSeq, a predicted model, not a curated record
UCCGCCCUCUGCAGCUGUCUGCAUAUUUUUUCUUUCUUUUUCGCAAUUUUGAACAUUUAACAAGACGAGGGGUUCGAGGCAAGUGAGAGCAUCCUGCACGUCGUGGAGGAGCCCGCCGGCACUUGGCGCGCUCUCUGGGGACUGCAUUGGGAACCCGAAAGUUUUUUGUUGUUUAUAUUUUUACGCAGAUGUAUUUAUAAAGACACAAGUAAUUUUUUUUCUUCCCUGUCUGCACCGCCUUGAAAGCGAGAACUUUUGGCAAAGGACGGAGGAAAAAGCUCAGCAACAUUUUUUGGGGAGGUUGGGGUUUUUUUUUUUUUUUAAGAAAGAAAAAAUAUUGAGUGCAUCGCGAUGGAGAAAAUGUCCCGACCGCUCCCACUGAAUCCCACCUUUAUCCCGCCUCCCUACGGCGUGCUCAGGUCCUUGCUGGAGAACCCGCUGAAGCUCCCCCUUCAUCACGAAGACGCAUUUAGUAAAGAUAAAGACAAGGAAAAGAAGCUGGAUGAUGAGAGUAAUAGCCCGACGGUCCCCCAGUCAGCAUUCUUGGGACCCACCUUAUGGGACAAAACCCUUCCCUAUGACGGAGAUACUUUCCAGUUGGAAUACAUGGACCUGGAGGAGUUUUUGUCGGAAAAUGGCAUUCCCCCCAGCCCGUCUCAGCAUGACCACAGCCCUCACCCUCCCGGGCUACAACCGGCUUCCUCAGCUGCCCCCUCCGUCAUGGACCUCAGCAGUCGGACCUCUGCACCCAUUCACCCUGGCAUCCCAUCCCCAAACUGUAUGCAGAGCCCCAUCAGACCAGGCCAGCUGUUGCCAGCCAACCGCAAUACUCCGAGCCCCAUUGACCCUGACACCAUCCAGGUCCCGGUGGGCUAUGAGCCAGACCCGGCCGACCUUGCCCUCUCCAGCAUCCCCGGGCAGGAAAUGUUUGACCCUCGCAAACGCAAGUUCUCUGAGGAAGAACUGAAGCCACAGCCCAUGAUUAAGAAAGCUCGCAAAGUCUUCAUCCCAGAUGAUCUGAAGGACGACAAGUACUGGGCGCGGCGCCGGAAGAACAACAUGGCGGCCAAGCGCUCGCGUGAUGCGCGGCGCCUCAAGGAGAACCAGAUCGCCAUCCGCGCGUCCUUCCUGGAGAAGGAGAACUCGGCGCUGCGCCAGGAGGUGGCCGACCUGCGCAAGGAGCUGGGCAAGUGCAAGAACAUCCUGGCCAAGUACGAGGCCCGGCACGGGCCCCUGUAGGCCGGCGUCCGCGGGCGGCCUCAGGCCCCGGACAGGGGUCUCCUGGUUGAUUGCACCGCACCUACCGACCUUUCUGACAUCAGCACUUUACCAGAUGCAUCAACAGGACGGACUCACAUUUUGGCGUGGGUGUGUGUAUGUGCUCGUGCUCAUGUGUGGUCAACGGGUGUGUGUGUGUGUGUG